This is a messenger RNA of Geodia barretti, 1389 nucleotides long. The record is from the annotation of a GenBank genome assembly. Lineage: Eukaryota; Metazoa; Porifera; Demospongiae; Tetractinellida; Geodiidae.
AUGAAAAACAUAUCUGUCGCUUUGAUACUUAUCGGUAGUCUGCUCUUGGUCUCCGCUAACAGUUAUGGGGCGGUUACUUCUGUGGGAGAGAUUAAUGUCGUCGGCGAAACAGAGGGCAUUGUUCCUGCUACUUCGACUGUGCCGCUCAUCGUGACGCUUUUAAUUGACCGGUCGUUGGCAGAGCCGGGCGAAGAAAUUAAAACUAUUGAGGUCAUGAUGCCGAUCGGAUUUCUAACCCAAUCCUCCUAUUUCAAAGGCAUCUCGCGUGACGGAAACCAGAUUGUAGCAAGGGCGGUAGCCUCUGGCGGAAGUAUUUUGCGCGUUGAACUCGCAGACGCUAUCGUUGAUUUUCAGAAUGCGCUCUAUGAAAUUGUCUUUGAUUGUCAGACACCCAAUACGCUUAUCUUGGAGGCAGUUUUCAGAGUGCGUUUACGCAAUCUGCAAGACGGUCCCAUCGGUGAAUUUAUCCGGUCGGGGCAGGCAGACGGAAAGCUCAACAACGACGAUUUUACCUUACAGGUAAUUCCGAAUGUACCGCCUGACCCAGUUAUAGGUUUUACCGCUGAAUCCGAUGGAACUGGGGAAAACGAUGUGACCCUCCGUUGGCAGAAAUCAACAGACCCAGAUGUCAACGGCUAUCUCAUUUACAGGGAUAAGGAAGAUCCUAUUAGGGUCGAAAACCGUUCUUCAACGACAUAUCGUGAUGUAAACGUUCUCCCAGGAAACCAUACCUAUCAGAUCACCGCUUACAAGACGCUUUUCUUGCAAUCGGAACGUUCACCGAUACAAAUAGUGGACGUAUCAUCGGACACAGCUGCACCAGAGCCGCCGACAAUGCUCAGCAUUAUUACCUCAAGUGAUGGUGUCGAAGUCUUGUGGAAACCGAGCGUCAGCCGUGAUGUAGUUGCGUAUCGGGUCUUGUUCGGUUCAUCCGGAUCCAGCGAACCUGAACCUCUCCCUAACGGUGAGAUUCGCGAAGUAAAAACGGAAUAUAGAUUUAUUGAUAAUCGUCCAUUGUCUAUAGGCAGUUUUACUUAUGCUGUCAUCGCCAUUGACGAGGCGGAUAACGUGUCCGCACCUGUACAAAAGAAACUCCGUAUUUUUGACAAACCUUACCCGAACCCUUUUACACCGCUUUCUCCAGACGAGGAUUUCAAUCAGGUAGUCUUUCCGGCGCGCACACUUGAAGAAACAUCGGGUGAAUUCACGGUGCUCAUCUUUGACAUUGACGGAAUGCUCGUGAAGACUCUGACCGCACUACCGGGUGAAACGGAGUUGAUUUGGGAUGGACACGACGAAGCCGGUGAAAUUGUGGAAAGCGGCGUUUAUGUCUAUCAACUUCAAGUGGGAGAGAGUUUUAAGACAGGGACUUUAAUUGUUGCGAAGUAG